Frankliniella occidentalis (western flower thrips) is the source of this 7489-nucleotide messenger RNA. Its product is annotated as proteoglycan 4-like. The transcript has 15 exons. NCBI's taxonomy places the organism in Eukaryota, Metazoa, Arthropoda, Insecta, Thysanoptera, Thripidae. The coding region runs from base 159 to 3614 and encodes 1151 amino acids. The record is from RefSeq and is a predicted model, not a curated record.
ACCCCUGUGUGUCCUCUUGCCAGGGCGCGCUGUGCAAUGUCCGGGCGAAGCCCUGCAAUGACAACCCGUGCGAGGGCCGCGGCGAGUGCCACGAGAAGGGUGACUCGUUCCACUGCCGCUGCCACGCCUGGUGGGAGGGCCCCAAGUGCGAGCGGCGCAUGUCGGUGCCGUUCAAGCCCCUGUCGGAGCGCAUGCUGCAGGAGCCCUUCUGGCUCGGUCUCAUCACCGUCACCGCCGUGCUCGGCGUCAUCGGCCUCUUCUGGUGCGCCAAGAGGCACUUCCCGGAGAAGCUGGAGAAGCUGCUGGCCGAGGAGGCGGACCGCAACCGGUCAGGUGGCAUCUACCCGUCGCGGGGCUCCUCGCUCCGCGACCAACUGACGGCGGGCGCGGGCGCGUCGCACUCCCUGGCCGCGUCCAUGGCGGGCGGCUCGUCCGGGACGCCCUCGCCCCGCAAGAAGCGCAACAACUCGACGCCCACGCGGCAGCGCUCGGCCGUGGACGCGGCCGAGAAGAAGCAGAUCCUGCAGCAGCUCGUGUCGGGCAGCAGCAUGGACGGCGAGCCGCUCCUGCUGGACUCGCUCGGCGACGCCCAUCACCACCACAACAACAACAAUAACAAGAUGUCAUCGUCGAGGACCUCGUCCAGGAAGGCGUCGAGGGAGGAGGACGCCGGCACGUGCGAGACGUCCUUCAGCAUCGGCAUGUCGUCACAUGGGUCGGAGCCUCCGCACAAGCUGGAGAAAAAGGUGACGUUCGCGCGCCUGCUGAACAAGGUGUCGGCGGAGAUGAGCUCUGGGUCGGAGCGGGGGGAGGCGCCAUGGGAGGCGGCUGCGGCCGCCCAGCCCGGCGGUCCCGGGGCCGGCGGGCACGGCGCACAGAACAGCCCGCCGCACUCCACCUCGUCCAACCCGGGCACGGGCACGGGCAGCGACUCUCUGUCUUCCCUCGACGCGAGUGCAGGCGGGGAUGUGGUGGUGAACCGGCGGCCCACGCGGCUGCACAACCUGCUGCGCUACUGCGACCAGGACGCCGAGGACGGCGCGGCCACCUCGGACGACUCGUCGCACCUGACGCCCGCCACCUCCUCCAGCGGCGCGCCCGACUCGCCGCCCCUGCCCCGCUCCGCCACCACCACGCCAACGCCCGGAUCCACGCCCGGCUCUUCCACCAUAGAGGUGACGGUGUUGGACCCGCUGUCGGCGUGCCAGCAGCGCUCGUGCGGCGCCGUCAUCUUGCUGGAGGUGCCGAGCUCCGGCAGCCGCAACCUGUCGCCCAUCCGAGAGGUGCCCACGCCGCGCCCCACGCCCCUGCCCACGCCCCUGCCCACGCCUAUCCCGUCCCCCAUCAUGCCCCGCAGCCCCGUCGGCAUGGGCCUCCUCGCCCCGGGGCUCACCCCCAACCCCUGCAAGGAUGCCACCCCCAGCCCCGCCACGAGCCCCAUGCUGCUGUCCACCGAGAGCUCGUCGGCCGUGACGACCACGUCGCCCUGCCCGUCGCCGACGCCCAGCCCGUCGCCCUGCAGCCUCAGCCCCUGCGUCGCCCCGUCGCCCAACACCCUGGUCAUACCGGAGCUGCGCGUCGAGCAGCCGUCGCCCACUCGGUCGCCGCCGUCGUGGAGUUUCCAUCCCGGCUCACCGCCGCCGCAGCGUUCCCUCGGCGGCAGGCCUCAGGACGUGGACAGCCACAUGCUGCCCUUCAUCACCGUCACCUGCAGCACCUCCGAGGCCGACUCGGACGUGGACGUGGGCCACCAGAGCUCGUCGGACGCCGGCAUCCCGGGCAUGUGCUACCUCUCGCCCUUCUCCAUGUGCUCACGGGCGGACCGCAUCGCAUCGGAGUCCAACCUGUCGUCCUCCGGCUAUUCGUCCAUGGCCUCUCCGGGGCCGUCGCGUUGCGGCUCCAGCAACCCGCUCUCCAUGUCGGCUUCGGAGGUCGAGGUGUUCCAGGCCGAGCCCGAGGAGGGCUGCCCUGGCUCCGGCGCCGUGCUCCCCGGCCUGCCCCGCGCCGGCCUCGGCCUGGGACAGCGCCUCCUGCGGUCGCCGGGCUCGCCGGGGGUGGCGCAGCCUCCGCCAACCAGGAGGGCGUCCGAGGGCACCGCCGUGGACGCAAUCUUCUACCCGACGCUGCGCCGGCCCAUGCGCGGUCGUUCGGACUCGGAGACGCUGUCGGACGACGCCUUGAUGGAGUCGCAGGACGAAGGGUUCGCCACGGACACGCGCCAGAGCCUCGGGACUCUACAGCCGGAGGCCGGCGUGGAGGCGCCACCGGUGGCACCCCCGCGGCGCGUGCGACACUGCGGCAGCCUGGACAUGGGCAUGGUGCCCGUCAUGCUGCACACGGCCGCCGAGGCCUCGGGGAUGCCGCCGGGCAUGACGCGCCUGCUCCUGCCCGCCAUCUCCGUCGCCGACCCGGCCGAGGUGGAGACGCUCCUGGGCCCGACGUGCGCGUCACCGACCGCGCCCUCCGACACCACAGUCCUCGGCCCCGCCACCGAGCUGGAGGACGUGUCCAUCGACAUAUCAUGUGGCGACCUGGACGUCCCCAUGACGUCCCUGCUCGCGCUGCCCAGCAUCGUUGUGGAGGGCGACGCGGGCCGCUCCCUCAGCCCCGUCAGCUCCCGCAGCGAGUCGCCGCUGUCUGACCUGCCCGCCGGCUGCGAACGCUUCUCCCCCGCCUUCUACGGACGCCAGCUGCCCUUCACCGACUCGGACGGGCUCUACGACGCGCCCAGCUCGGCGGGAUCCGCUACCGUCACUACUACACGCAAGAGCUCCUCGGGUCGGCGCCGGGAGCGGCGCUCCCCGACGGUGCGCUCGGCGGCCCGCAGCCCGGCGCGCAGCCCGCCGCCGCCCAAGCUGCUGCUGGACGUCCCGGAGGGCCACGGCUACGGCCGCGAGCCCCGCGACCGCGACCGGCACAGCUCGCCCAGGAAGCCGUCGCCCAAGCGGCGCGCGCGCAACGCCAAGUCCUCGCAGCCGCAGCGGGUCACCUCGUCCUCGUCGGACGAGAGUCUCAACUCCAUCCGAGAGGUGUCCCAAAGGCCCACCUCGCCUGCCGCCCCCGAACGUCUCUCGUGGUCGAGGACACCAGAGCCGUGCAGUCAUCCUUCGACGGAGGCGUCUGGCGAGGAGACCGGAGAGGACGCCAAGGCGCACUGCCUGCGCGGAAAGCCGGCCUGGGAGGACCCCAUCACCAGCCCGCUGAGCUCCAAGCCGAACCGGAAGAUUAGUCGGCUUAAAACAAUCGGUCACCAGAUUAGGUUCCUCCGUAGGCUGGAGCAGAGCCUCUCGAAGCGGCGGCAACGCCUCACGGGCUCCACCAGCCCCUGCGACAGCCAGGACUCGGGCGAGGAGGGCGGCGUGACGGCGCCGCUGCUGCCGCCCGCCGCCUCGCUGCCCGUCAUCACCGCCGCAGCCGGCCCGGGCGCCACCACCCCUACCUCCAGCGGCCCGCGCGCGCGCCACCACCGCCUGCGCAAGCAGGUGGGCGAGCCGCUGCUCGCGCCCAGGGACCGCAUGACCAGGAGCGUCACCAUCGUGCCCACGGCGGGCGCCAACGCGGCCGAGAGCGCCGAGCACCAGGCCUGCCGCACCAAGCCCAGGCACACCGACUAGAGGCUGGCCCUAGCAAUAAUUUCGACCGGCUUUGUCGGUUGCGGUGGUUCACUGUGAUGUAUUAUCGUUUUUUGCUGUCGCUUCGGUUCAUUUUAUGUAGCGCACAAUUAAAUAUGGGGAGUGACGAUGCAAGAAAUAUGUGUGUGGGGGCUGUGUGAACUGACAAUGAACAGGAUGUGGGGGGGUUUGUUCACAUAUCCAACAAGUUUAUGGUUAGUGAGUUAUAUCAAGGAACUGGAUCUGCAGUUUCUUAACAAAAUAGAAACUGCUCAAAUAAAAAUUCAGUUGAAGCAGUUAACCAUUGUGACAGCUGAUCAUGUGAUUCUAUUGAAGUGCAGAACCUAAUUUAUAUGCACUUACUGAAUUUUGCACUUCUCAAUGGUCCUUUUCUCAUAUGUUAUUUUUUCUCAGUUUACAGAAAGGGACACACAUGUAAUUUGUAAUUGCCUAUCUAUUUAACUGUGUAGUUCAUCGAUCUUCUUAUAUUGAAUGACUAUUUCAUGAGUACCAAGUCUACCGUGUGACAUAUGCUUUUACAUAUUUUCUUAUCAUGUUUAUGUAGUCUUUAGUAUAAUUUAAGAUUGGGUUGUGAUAGUUACAAGUUGAACUGUAAAAUUAUUUUGCCAUAGCUGUUUGAGGAUGAGUGGACUUUCAUGGGGAAUGAUGUUUCAUAUAAGUGUCUUACAAUCACAUAAUGGAGAACAUUUUUAACUUUCUCUCAAGAAUGUAUUUGUCAACAAACAGGAGAGCUGGCUUCUUUCCCUCUCUGAAGCCCAAUAUAAAGCUCAAUUACGGUCUUGUAUUUGCUCAUGACUUCCAUCUUGUUGAGAGGUAUGAUUCAAAGGUGUGUCUAUUUAAUUGUUUUGAAUAUUUUUACAUUGUUAUGUACAGAUUACAGUAACAACUUAGAUAUUGCAGUCUUGUAAAUUGUAAGCUAUUGUUUUGCUGUUUUUGUAUCUUGGUGUUAUAUGGGAACUAUCAGCUGUAGAUAAAACUUUCAUUUCUGUUUUAGUAUUGUGAGUUUUCUGUAAAUAAUUAUUCUUUCAUAACGCUCUUCAUAAGCACAUUUUGGUGAUAAAAUGAGGAUUUUUGUGUUGAGAUUUUUCUGCGUUCUUCUGUGCAGUAUGCGCAACCCUCCUUAUGCCAGUGUCUUGUUGUCAAUCUGUAGUUGAGGAAUUGUUUGAGUCCAACCUCAAAGUAAAGGAACAGCUGUGCAUCUUUAGUUAAAACUAUUAUCAAGACAUAAUGGUACAAAAAGUCAUUUAGAUGCUGUGAUUCUUGUCUGUAUGCAAUUGACCUUAUUUAUUUUAAAAAAUUAACUCUUCUUGCUUACUUAAUAAGACUUCCAAGACUUAAAAACGAACAACCUAUUCCAUAAUCUAUUGGCAGGCUGCCAGAAAAUCAUUAAUCCGACAAGAUUAAGUUGUAUAUGAUGUAAAAGAUAUUUUCACGGGCUCAUGGGGAUAUCAUGGGGAUAUCUUUAUUGAUGAUACAUUAUGGACAACCAGGCCUGUAUGUACCCCUCUCCCUCUUUUUGGUGAAGCACUAUCUCGCGUUUUCAUUUUUAUUUAAUUUUUCACAAUUUGCACUUGACUUAAUAUGUUCACCUUCAGGAUCGUUCAGAAAGUCUGUCUUUCUCAGAUUCAGUCGGCCAAAUUAACGACGCUCGGCGCCUGCCAGACUGGGGGUACGCCAGCCCGCAGUGCACGCAUACUGCAGGCAGGAUGUUGCCUACCCAUCAGGCGCUAUGAGGGCUUGCGUAGGCUGCACCUGGCAGUUUCGUAACGGUGAAUGACGGACGUAUUUUCUGGAUGAUUCCUUCUUGCUACUAGGAGGAGAGAAAAUGCACCUCAUGCAAGUAAGCUAGGCAAUUAAAACUAUUGGAAGUAAGUUUAAAAUUUGUUGGAUUUUUUUUUUUCAUUACAUAGAAGUUUAUUAAAUAACCUGCCUUCAGACAUUAUUAUAAAAAAUACUCAUUAAUGCCUAUGCAAGUUAAUUUUAUACAGGAAGUUGACAAAAAGAAAACAGGAGGCCUAAUUCUUUUAAUUAACAUAAAUGUUCUACUUAAAUUGAUGAAGAGUAUUUGUAAAUUGAAUAAUUUUAAACACAUUGUAAAUUAUGUGAACUUGCAUCAUAAAUGUUAAAAUGCACAGGUGAUUUCUAUUAUGAGGGUAAUGCAUGGAAGACAUUUGUGAGAUGAGUUUUGGAAAGGGUGCUCUCUUCAGAUUAUAUACUCUGGACUGUGAUACUAAUAAAGCACAACUCAAGUAAAAUGUAGAAGGAGAUCACUCCUGUAACACUUUAUGAAGGCGUACAGUUGCACUCUUGAACCCACUUGUUGCCUUCUCUAAAUAAUAUUAUAAAAUUGAAGCAAUAAUUGUUCCACAGCAAGUAAUAUUGAUGUUAUUUAGGCUCUGUUUCAUUUUCUGUACUGGGAGACUUUUUAAAGGUGGAGUCGUCUACUGGUUUUAAUUAUAUUGCUGCAAUAAUAGAAAGACAUGAAUAGGAAAUAAUGUUUGUAAUUGUUAGAGAUGUAAGUUAGAUCAUCUUUUAACUAUUUAAUUGUGAUCUUUAAAAUUCCUGGUGAUUGUUGGAAGAAGAAACAUAGACAUCAAGUUGUUUGAUCAGUACGGAGUUUUCUAUCGAUUUUUCAUCAUACUUGAGUUUCAAAAUAAUGUGUCCUUAAUAUGCAUGCCUUUGCAAAGGCAAAAGAUUUUUUUUUUUUAAGUAGCCAGUUCUCUCCAUUUAGAUCAAACAAAUUUAGGAUUUCUACAGAUUCUUUUUCCUACAAGUACUGUGUGGAACUGACAGGGAACUAAUGAAUUGUUUUAUCUGGUUAUGGAGAGCAAUACAAAGAGAAAAGGGGUUUUACCUAUUGUGCCUCAGAGGCCAAAACUAAGAUUCAAUUCCAGAAUGGUUACCAAGUUCAAUUUUAGGGACUUAGGUAAUUCACCUUUAAGGAUAUGUUUUGUAAUUGUUGGUCAUCUAAUCUUACAGUGUCCAGUGUCCGACAUACUUAUGCAUCUGAGGCUACCUCUUUAAGAUUGGUCGAACGAACGAACGAUUGAACGGUGGGACAAGUGUAAAUGAGCCUAUUAAAGCUUUCAAAUUUACUGCAAUCUAUGAAAUGACAUAUUUUAAAGAAGGGCAAAUUAUUAACGGGAUUUAAUAUCUACCCCCCCCCCUCAAUAUUGACACUAAAUGAGUUGGGAAAACAGUCUCUGAAUUCACGCGUCUAAACACCGAGAGAAUGUCUCUGCACAGUGCACACAAGUGUCAGAAUUUGUAGUCGAAAGCAAUUCCGUCACUUCCUCCAUCCUCAAAAUGUCACUUAACAUAAAUUGCAGCGAAUGUUACAGCUUUCAUAACUUAAUUUACCCGCGUCCGGCCGUUUGAUCGUCCGUUCGUUCGAUCGACCGCUCUUAAACCUCUCUGUCUAGACAAGCACCGGUUGAAUACUGGUUACUGUGUCUACCAUGUCAUUUUAUACUACCGCUGUGUUGAGAGACAAAAUAUUACAAUAUAAUUCUUUAAGUGUCCAAGUUAAGAAAAAUGUAUUAAGAAGAAGGGAGCAAAAAAGUGUGAAGUAUGUGUAUGCCAAACGUUGCACAAGGCAUCUACAAAAACUAAUUGAACACACUCUUAUUCACUGUUGAGACUUGAUUAACCAUAGAAGAUUACAAAACAAUUCUUGCUGGUGUGUGAAAUGAAUAUUCCAUAAUGAUGGGUCUAGUGUGAGACCACUGACUGCGUCUUUUCAUUAACUUGCACCAAACCUUUGUGAGGAGCCUAAAUAUUUCUUUUGUUGCGUUUUUCUCACUUUUUAAGUAAAGUUGUUGAGGGAACAAAAUAAAAAGAUAAUUUUAAAAAAAUUA